AGCCCCCGGAUGGCCCGUCAGGAGCGUCAUUUUUUUGUUUGCAUGUAUGCCUCCAGUUGAGUGGUCUCCGGCAUUUCUGUUUUUAUUCAUAUUGUAAAACCUUAAUGUUACUUAUUUUUAUCCCCAACCCUUUGCAGGUAAUGCAACAUUUAAAUGUAAAUCUAUUAUGAUCGUUCAAGGGACCAAUACAAAGGAGCAGCCUGUGGAUGUAUUCCAAAUUAUGGAAGGUGCUGCUUCAAGUGGUUGGGAAUAAGAACACCGCUCUCUGGGCUCGUACCGAGAAAGAGAAAAGUUAGUGUUCCGGGUCUUCCAUUCUGCUGCCAUGUCUCAGAGUAUGCUGACAGGAAUGGAGAAUUCAGCUGUGACUGUGCUGAAGAGGGCUAUAGAGUUAGACAAUGACUCACGUUUACAGGAUUCACUUGUUUGUUAUCAAGAAGGAAUCGCUCUUCUUUUGCAAGUGUUGAAAGCUACAAAAGAUGACACAAAAAAAGUCCACUACCGACAGAAGAUUACAAACUACAUGGAUCGGGCAGAACAAAUUAAAAAACACCUGGAUAAGCUGAAAGAAGAAGGGAAACAUCAUGAACAGAUCAAAAUUCCAGAAGAUGCAACUGGGUUUAGUUAUGAAAAACUGUUCAAACCAUAUUUGGACCAGUUUGUUACUGAAGUAUGGGUGGAAGACCCAUAUAUCAGGCAUGUUCAUCAGCUAUACAACUUCUUGAGAUUUUGUGAGAUGCUUCUAAAAGGACCUUGCAAAGUGAAAACUAUCCAUCUACUGACUUCUCUUGAUAAUAGUGGCGGUAAUUCACAGCAGAGCAGUGGCCUUGAAGAGAUAAAGCAGUCAUUGCAAAGUUAUGGGGUAACCCUAAAAGUGACCCACUCUUCUUCAAUACAUGACCGAGAAAUCAGAUUCAACAAUGGGUGGAUGAUCAAGAUUGGAAGAGGACUAGAUUACUUUAAGAAAACACAGUUUCACAUUCCAAGUAUGACUGGAAAGCUCCACUUCCUAGCAAACAUCAAGAUCCAAAGCUUUGAACAAGACAAUGUAGGCAAAUCAGGGCCGAUUUUCUAUUGGUUACUGUGACUUCGACUUGAGACAAUGCCAUGAAACUACAGUGGACGUUUUCCAUAUCAAGCAUACAAAGAAUUCAUAAUUCACAGAUCUUGCUAUACUGGGUACUUUAUUACCUUGUUAUGCAAUAUAUGAAACUGAUACAUCAUAGAUCUUUAAUUUUUUUGUAAUAUUGAAGUUAAUAUUAUUUGAAUACCCAACACUAAACUUGGGUUUUUUUAACCAAAAAAACCCAAGCUAUUUGUGUUUAACUUGGAAUGCUGAAUGUAUCUACAAUUUUAUAAGAUUUUGAAUGUUUAUUAUAUAGUAUGACUUUGAUAAAAGCUGGCAGUUCACUCACUGACCAUGUAGCUCCAUGCCAAUUCCUGUGUAUGGCUGCUGUAAACUGAAGAACUUAUAUAUUCAUCAAUAUGUAGGAACUAAUAUUUUAAAAACACUAGUUUUAAUGAGGGAGAGGGUGGAUUACAAUGGCCUUGAAAACAGAAUACCGCUGUCCUCCCAACAGACUAAAUUCCAUUUUAAAUGUAUAUUCUAGUCUCAACUUUACACAAAUCAUAACAAAAAUAUCAGGAGCAAACUCUGCAACAUUUUGAGUCAUACCCAGUACAAAAGAAGGUCACUGCGGGAGUUCCUCAGACUCAACUAUUUUCCUUCAAUGGCCUCCCCUCCAUCAGGUGGUCAGAAAUGGGGAUGUUCAUUGACAAUUCCAUUCUCAACUCUUCAGAUAAUUAAACAGUCUUUGCCCACAUCCAUGGUAACGCCUUGAUAAGAGUCAACUUUGCCAACCAAUUAGCACCCUUCUCUCAUACAGUAUAAAUUGUGAUCAUUUGAAAUUUUGCAUUUUUCUGCCUGUCCUGAUGAGUGCAAGAUUAAAAGCUUUGACAGCGUGCCUUUUUUCCUGCAAUACCCAAGUUCUGUACCACCAAGCAACUAAAUGAUCAGAAAUUUAACCAAACCACUCACAAAAACAGUGUAAAAAACUCACCUCCUGACUCCCCAUAGCCUUUCCACUAACUACAAGGCACAAGUCAGGAGUGAUGGAAUACUCUUCGUUUGCCUCAACGACUGCCAUUUCAUCAACACUCAAGAAGCUCAACCCCAUCCAGGACAAAGCACAUUGGCACCCCAUUCACCCCUAAACAUUGUCUGUACCACUGGGAAACCAUGGCUGCAAUAUGUACCAUCAAUAGAUGCAAUGUAGUAACUUGCCAAAGCUUCUUCAACAGCAUCUUCCAAACCUGCAAAUCCAACCCAUAGAAGGACAAGAGCAGCAGGUGCAUGGGAACACCACCAUCUGCAAUUUUGCUUCCAGGUCACACAUCAUCCUGACUUGGAAAUACAUCAUUCUCCAUUCAUCAUCGCCAGCUCAAAAUCUGAAAAUUCUUUAUUUAGCAACAGUGUGGGAGUGUCUACAUCACAAGGAGAGCAGUAGUUAAAAAAGGCCAUGGACUGCAGUGGUUCAAAGAGACUUCACAUCACUUUCUUGGGAGUAAUUAAGGAUGGACAAUAAAUGCUGAUCUUGCCAGCAAUUCACACAUCUCAUGAAUGAAAAAGAAAAUUAAAUACAUAUAUAUUUGGUUCAUAUUUCUGUAUACAGUAAUUUAGCAAAGAUGAUAAUGACCAUAUAAAAUUCAAUUUUAAGAAAA
This is a messenger RNA of Carcharodon carcharias (great white shark), 2718 nucleotides long. RefSeq names its product MIT, microtubule interacting and transport, domain containing 1 (gene mitd1). NCBI's taxonomy places the organism in Eukaryota, Metazoa, Chordata, Chondrichthyes, Lamniformes, Lamnidae. Gene Ontology annotation, biological process: midbody abscission. The coding region runs from base 323 to 1084 and encodes 253 amino acids. Gene Ontology annotation, cellular component: midbody. The record is from RefSeq and is a predicted model, not a curated record. The transcript has 9 exons.